This is a messenger RNA of Myripristis murdjan (pinecone soldierfish), 2102 nucleotides long. It is a transcript of the gene fbxo25, whose product is annotated as F-box protein 25. The transcript is spliced from 10 exons. Gene Ontology annotation, biological process: protein ubiquitination. Gene Ontology annotation, molecular function: protein binding. Bases 190 to 1263 code for a protein of 357 amino acids. NCBI's taxonomy places the organism in Eukaryota, Metazoa, Chordata, Actinopteri, Holocentriformes, Holocentridae. The record is from RefSeq and is a predicted model, not a curated record. Gene Ontology annotation, cellular component: nucleus; cytoplasm; SCF ubiquitin ligase complex.
GGGGGCGUUGACGCAUUCCACCAUACGUACUGUGUUUACUUCCGUCAAUAUUUUCAGCAGGAGAGAGAAGAACCAGAGGCAGAAACGGUACAACAAAGGAGUGGCUCGCAAAUAAAGGUGUAUGGUGGUUAACCAUCCAGGUGUUUGGAGUGACAGCGACUCUCUCUGCGCACAGUCCCCAGCUUAAAGAUGCCUUUCUUGGGCCAAGACUGGAGGUCGCCAGGAUGGAUCUGGGAAAAGACAGAGGAGGGCUGGAAGAGGACUGUGUUCUUCGGACACGAGUUGGCAGACAACAACAAAGAGAUAGAACUGAAAGAGCUCUGCAACGAAAACCAUGAAAAUCUGCUUGUCGGAGACAUGUGCGAGCUCACCACCAAAAAGAGGAAGAAGGACCUGUACAACAAUAACACCAAAUCUCAGUUUGAUUUCAGGGAUAAAUGGAUCUACGUGCACAGGGGAAGCACAAAAGAGCGACAUGGAUACUGCACACUCGGUGAGGCCUUCAACCGCCUAGACUUUUCCAGUGCCAUUCAGGACUUGAGGAGGUUCAACUAUGUUGCAAAACUUUUCCAGCUAAUAGCUAAAUCCCAGCUGACGUCUUUGAGUGGAGCUGCCCAGAAAAACUACUUCAACAUACUGGAGAAGAUUGUACGGAAAGUCCUGGACGAACACUGCAAUCCACGCCUUAUCAAGGAGCUGCUGCAGGACCUGAGCUCGACGCUGCACAGCCUGACUGUGGGCAUGGGCAAGUCGGUCCUGGUGGGAAAUGACAACGUUUGGUUAUGCCGGCUGGAGACCAUCCUCAACUGGCAGCAGCAGCUCAGCAACCUGCAGUUCCCCAAGCAACUUUCCAACGGGGUGACAUUCAGCGACCUGCCUCUGCAGAUGCAGAACAAAAUACUCUACAAGUUCUCUGAUGCCUAUGACAUCAUCAACCUGGGACAGGCCACACCCACUCUGCAAGUCCUCAGUGAAGACAGGAAGUUGUGGAAGAAGCUUUGCCAGUUUCACUUCUCAGAGAAACAGCAGUUUCGUAGGAACUUGGUCUUGACUGAGAGCAACAACGUGGAUUGGAAGCUGAUGUACUUCACCUUGCAGAAGUAUUACCCCAAGAGGGAACAAUACGGAGACACACUGCACUUCUGCAAACACUGUAGCAUCCUCUUCUGGAAGGACUGUGGCCAUCCGUGCACAUCCAGCGAUCCAGACAACUGCCUCAUGCCCGUCUCCCCCCAGCACUUUAUCGACCUCUUCAAAUUCUAAUCUCCAUGUUGUUCUUCAAGAGAAGGACCCGUGUCCCCUCACUCCCAAGUGAAGUGUGUGUGUGAUGGUUUUGAUGUCUUUUCCCCAAUUACAAAGGGCUCCAGCUGAAAAGAAAGACUUUUUUCAUGUCGUUGUUCCUUCCGCACAAAUAUUUGUCUCCAUGACAUGAAGAAAGGCAACGCAAGAAAGGGGACAAAAAAAGAGCUUACAUGUUUAAUGAUUUUGAUAAUGUUGGUGAUGGGUAACAUGAUGUAAAACACUUUAUUAUGUUUUCGCUCCUUUCGCACAAACUCCUCAUGACAAGAAAAGGUCAUUUAUAACAGAGGAAAGAAAAAAUGUGUUACAUGAUUUCUGGCAUGCAGGUGAUGGGUAAAAUGUGUGUGGUGUUACUGGACUUGGGGCAAGGUGCACAUGUACAUCUUAGGAGAACAACUUGACUCGUUUGUUCACAGAUGACUCGGUGGAGGGGGUCUGUCUGUCGCUCUGUUUUGUUUAGGUGAUAUUUUUCUGCAGUAACCGAAUGCAUGUCAAGUGUCUGUUUACAUAUAUCGUCCUUUGUGAAUUCUUGCUGUGUUCUGUGUACAUCAAAGGCACACGAAAAGAAAAUAAUGUAAAAUUGCAUUUGCCGUACAACUUUUUACAGUAUACUUUUGUCAGGUCUGUCAAGUGGACAGAUAGAAGAAAUGUAAAAACCUUAUUUAUGGAAAAAAAAAAUAUUUUGUAUCCUUUCUUCAACUUUUGUAAUAUUCCUUUACCAUUCCAUGACCCUUGAUGGUACUUUCAUGACUUUUAUGGGACAGGAACUAGCUCUGUAACAAUUAAAUAUUUCUAAAAACCUG